AUGCUACCUUGGCGAAGGUCCACCGCCCUGGCGGCUUGGGGUGCGUGCCAGGUUGCACUGGGCCAGGCCUCAUCACCCGAAGUCAAUGCGUCAAACUUUCUGGAGUUACUCCCGGAGUGUGCGGUAACAUGCUAUUCCGCCGUUCUUGAAUCAGCGAAUUGCGCCUUGGACAAUGAGCUUCUCUUGGCGGAUUGCAUGUGCACUAAUGGUGCAUUGCGGACAAAUCUACUUGCCUGCUCCCAAGCUAGCUGCGCACCAGGUGAUGGGAUCCCUGCGCUUCUGGUCGUGGAUGCUAUUUGCCAACCGUACCCCAAAGAGUCCCGCGGCACCGAGGCCAACAUCGCCGCAGCUCUCACCUUCGUUAUUGCGAUACCAGUCCUCGUUGCCCGAUGUGCCGCGAGGCUCAAGUUUUCACGUAGACUAUGGUCCGAUGACUACAUGUCUAUAGCAGCAACCGUUUUCUUGCUUGUGCUCGCGAUCACGCAGAUAAUUUCGGUCGAAAAGGGGUUCGGAAUGCAUCAAUGGGAAUCCGAAAUCGUGGAGAAUAGCACCUUUCUUCUGUUGAUACUUUUCGUAUCGCAGAUUCUCUACAUCCUCGUCCAAUGUAUCGCCAAACUAGCGGUUCUCCUCCUCUAUCAGCGCAUCUUCAGCCUCGGCGCCGCUCGGUGGUUCCGGCUGACCGUCAAGGGGUUCAUCGGCUUGAGCUUUGUCAUGGCUAUACUGUUUACGUUUCUCAUACUCUUUCAGUGCUGGCCAGUCCAGGCAGCUUGGGACCUUACCAUCCCCGAUGCAAAGUGUCUGAACUUCGCACCGCUCCUCUUCGCUGGUUCUUUGGCCGGCAUAUUAACAGACAUAAUAUUGAUCCUUCUGCCGAUUACCGAAUUGCGCAAGCUUCAGAUCAGUGGAAAGAAAAGAAUUGGCGUAAGCAUUAUGUUCGCCAUUGCCUUAUUGGGAGUAGUCGCAAGCGUUGUCCGACUGCAAUACCUGGUGCGUCUUAACUGGUCGUACGAUCUUUUCUGGGACGAGAUCGAUGUCGUUAUUUGGAGUCUUAUCGAGCUGCUUUGUAUUGUCGUCUGCGGAAGCCUCCCUGCACUAAGGCCCUUCAUUGGCGCCUUGCUUCCCAAGGUCACUGCAACGUUGCAAAGAUCCUCCUGGAGCCUCAAGAGGUCGACCUUUUCUGGCGGGCGCUCUAAUGCCGGCAAACCCACUGAGGAGGAUGCCAAAGAGCUUGCACCUCGUAGUCCUUCGAGUCCCCUGUCUCUGUAUCCACUGCAUUCCGUUGGGAGUGAUGGAGAAUGGACUCAAUGGAGUAAGCUCCCGGCGGGCAACACCUCCCCGACAUGGCCAAGGCCAGCUAGGCUUCCUAAAUCUCUGUAG
This is a messenger RNA of Neoarthrinium moseri, 1377 nucleotides long. RefSeq lists its product as uncharacterized. Lineage: Eukaryota; Fungi; Ascomycota; Sordariomycetes; Amphisphaeriales; Apiosporaceae. The coding region runs from base 1 to 1377 and encodes 458 amino acids. The transcript has 8 exons. The record is from RefSeq and is a predicted model, not a curated record.